Messenger RNA from Adineta steineri, 417 nucleotides. The record is from the annotation of a GenBank genome assembly. Lineage: Eukaryota; Metazoa; Rotifera; Eurotatoria; Adinetida; Adinetidae.
AUGUCUCAUCCAACACAUACAUCAACUUCAACUCAUUCAACUAAUCCAACACAUACUAUAGGUCCAAAUCAUUCACAUAAGAAUACAAUUGAACAAUUUGCUAAUGCUGUAAAUGGAAAUCAUCUUGAUAAUCUCGACAAAUAUCUUGAUUCGAAUGUACAAAAAACAGUUGAUUCUAAAGCUGUUUACAAUAAUUUAAAAGAAGCUCAUGAUUAUUAUACAAAAGAACAUACAAAUAAUAAAUCUGCUCAAUGGAAAAUUAUUCAUACUGAUGAUAAAAAUGAUGAAAAAGGAAAUACAUAUCAAGCUCGUCUUACAUAUGAUAAUAAAACAUACAAUAUAACAUAUACAUUUUCAUCAGCAGGAAAAAUUCAACGUAUUGAUGCCAAUCAAGAUACAACAAAUAUUCCAAAAUAA